This is a messenger RNA of Daucus carota subsp. sativus, 693 nucleotides long. RefSeq lists its product as uncharacterized. Bases 1 to 693 code for a protein of 230 amino acids. The transcript is spliced from 2 exons. Lineage: Eukaryota; Viridiplantae; Streptophyta; Magnoliopsida; Apiales; Apiaceae. The record is from RefSeq and is a predicted model, not a curated record.
AUGAAUCAGAUUCACUUGUUACCAGCGGGCGAUCCCGAUAGCCCCGUUCCACCUUUUACGCAAGAAAUUAUGGGUGCAAGAAUCUCCCGAAAAUUCAAGCUCCCAACCAUUAAAGCUUAUGAUGGCAUGGGUGACCCCGCUAACCACGUUCGGACCUUCAUGAAUGCUCUGUUGCUCCAACCCGUCACCGAAGCAAUCAAGUGCCGUGCUUUUCCUCAAACCUUGAGCGGGAUGGCCCAACAUUGGUAUAGUCGCCUACCCCCAAAUUCUAUUUCUUGUUUUGCUGACUUGAGCAGGGCUUUCAUAGGGCAAUUUGUUGGAAGCAAAACGCACGCUAAGAGCUCUGCCUCCCUAAUGAAUCUACAUCAAGCCAAGAGGGCACCUGAUAAUAUGAACGACUUGCAAGAAAGAGCCGGGAAAUAUUUCAAGGCAGAGGAAAGCCUAAUAAAAUCACAGAAUAAUCAGGGACCAAACACCAACUUUAAGAAACGUGGGAACGACGCCGAGUAUAACACUGAGAACAAAUAUCCCAAAAAGGAUGAUGAUGAGAAGUCGCCUGCUAAAAGGAAAAUAGGACCAAGGUUCACAGAAUAUGCUAGGCUCAAUGCUCCAAGGAGUCAAGUCCUGAUGGAGAUCGAAAAGGACGAGAGUGUUCGAUGGCCGAAGCCCAUAAGGACCGACCCAGAUAAAUGA